AUGACAAAAAAACGUCGUAAUAAUGGACGAAGCAAACAUGGACGUGGCCGUGUUCGUUCAGUUAACUGUACCAACUGCCGUCGUUUAGUACCAAAAGACAAGGCUAUUAAAAAAUUAAUUAUCCGAAAUAUUGUCGAACAAGCAGCUGUUAAGGAUCUAAGUGAAGCGAGCGUUUACACUAAAUAUAUUUUACCGAAACUCUAUUACAAAUUACAUUAUUGUGUAUCAUGCGCUAUUCACAGUAAAGUUGUGCGUAAUCGUUCGAGAGAAGCACGCCGUAUUCGUCAACCACUUUUACGUCCUCAACAAGCUCGUCAAGCAGGUCAAGCUGGUGGUCAAGGUAAUGCAGGUACAGCUGGCCAUCGUGCUCCCAACAAAGAAAUAGCACAACCAGCUAAUAUUCCUAUUUCUAAAACAUAA
Rotaria socialis is the source of this 420-nucleotide messenger RNA. The record is from the annotation of a GenBank genome assembly. Lineage: Eukaryota; Metazoa; Rotifera; Eurotatoria; Philodinida; Philodinidae.